Clarias gariepinus (North African catfish) is the source of this 2447-nucleotide messenger RNA. It is a transcript of the gene znf622, whose product is annotated as zinc finger protein 622. Gene Ontology annotation, cellular component: preribosome, large subunit precursor. The record is from RefSeq and is a predicted model, not a curated record. Gene Ontology annotation, molecular function: zinc ion binding; nucleic acid binding. Gene Ontology annotation, biological process: ribosomal large subunit biogenesis. Lineage: Eukaryota; Metazoa; Chordata; Actinopteri; Siluriformes; Clariidae.
CCUGCUUCUCGUUUCCGGUUCAAAGGUCACUCAUGCUGUUUUUUUUUUUCCUCUCGUCGUGUCGGAACGUGGGAUUAACUCGCAGCGGAGGUUGUUUUUUUUUUAAACAAAAUAUCUAAAACUCGGGUUGUGACCUCACAUGGACGAACAACUCAAACCGUCGCCCUCGGGUCACUCUGCAUCCAUGAUGUCAUCGUACACCUGCAUCAGCUGCCGUGUCCAGUUCGCUGACCCUGACGUCCAGCGCGCGCACUACAAGACCGACUGGCACCGCUACAACCUGAAGCGCAAGGUUGCCAACAUGCCCCCGGUCACCGCUGAGAACUUCCAGGAGCGAGUCCUGGCCCAGCGCGCCGCCGCCGAACAGCAGCAGGCGGACGCUCACGCCCUCGCCACCUGCGACGCCUGCAACAAGAAGUUCUCCAGCACCAACGCCUACAACAACCACCUGCAGUCGCACAAGCACCAGCAGGCCGAGAGGAAAGCAGUGGCCGCCGUCCAGGAGGCCGUGCAGCGCAUGAACGAGAAGAAUCUGGAGAAAGGGGCCGAGCUGGACAAGGACGCUCAGAACGAGGCCAUACAGAAAGCCUUGAAAGGGGAUGAGACGAAAGCAGAGACACGCCCGGUCCGAAGCCACGCCCACAGAAAGGCAGGGUCGGACAAAGCGCCGAGGAUGGAGUGGUUCGAGUCGCAAAUCAAGAAGAUCGCCACUGACGAGGGAGAUGAAGAGGAGGACGAGGAUGCGCUGGAUGAAGAAGAAUGGGAAGACGUCUGUGAUGCUGACGACGAUGAUGAUGAUGAUGAUGAUGAUGAUGAGAUGGAAGCUGACCAAGAAGAAGAAAAGCAACCGGAAGCCACGCCCCCUCCCGCUCCAGGCUCUAUCCCUGUAACCGACUGUCUGUUCUGUUCGCACCACUCACACUCUCUGAGUAAAAACGUCGCCCACAUGACCAAGGAGCACAGCUUCUUCAUCCCCGACAUUGAAUACCUGAUGGAUCUCAGAGGCCUCCUUGCAUACCUGGGCGAGAAAGUGGGUUUCGGCAAAGUGUGUUUAUGGUGCAACGAAAAAGGCAAGUCGUUCUACACGACCGAAGCGGUGCAAGCGCACAUGAACGACAAGAGCCACUGCAAACUCUACACCGACGGAGAUGCGGCACUCGAGUUCGCUGAUUUCUACGACUUCAGGAGCAGCUACCCAGACGCUCGUGAUGGAGCCGAUGUGGAAAUGAAGGACGGAGAGCUCCCCGAUGAAAAGACGGUGGAGUUUGAUGAUGACACUCUGGAGCUCACGCUGCCGUCAGGGGCGAAGAUCGGACACCGCUCGCUGAUGCGGUACUAUAAGCAGCGCUUCGGGACACAGAGGGAGCUGGUACCAGUACACAACCAGCGUGCGGUGGGACGCGUCCUGAGGCAGUACCGGGCCCUGGGCUGGGCCGGAGAAUCAGGUAAAGGCUCGGUGGUCCAGCAGCAGAAGGACAUGCAGUACGUCCAGAGACUGAAGUCGAAGUGGAUGUUGAGGACGGGAAUGAGCAACAACGCCACCAAGCAGGCCCACUUCAGGGCCCAGGUCAUGUUCUAAACCCUGGUUCCUUUAGGACGAGUUUAGGACUCUGAGGGACACUUGGUGACUUGGGUGUGGUUCUGAUUUAAGGACGUUAUUAAGACGUCGAGAGGACAUUUUUCUGAUAAACACGAUAAAAAUUGUAAAUCUGUUCUGUUCACCUGCUUAUAAAAUAAAAUAUUAAUAAAUUAAAUAAUAGAUAUUUCUGUGCAAUAAUGUUAUACAACUGACUCCAGAAUUAUUGGCGCACCACAAGUUGCAUGCAAUGUCUGAUAUUUCAAGCCGAAGUGUAAAGAUGAUGUUAUUAUUAUCAUUAUUUUGUUUGUCUAAUUAGUGCAAAUUGUUUUAGUUUUUAUUUUUAUUUGGGUGAAAUGUUUAACAAGGUUGGAAAGAAAGCUCAUGCACGGUGUGUUGUGUUGUGUUUGAAUUAAUGUCCUUUCAUUCUAAUUCUUCCUUUUUAUUCUCCUUUCUGUUCACUUUCUUCUAUUGUGUUUUUGUUUCUCUUCUUUUUUCUCACCUCUUAAAGCUGACCUUAUGAUUAAACAAUAUUACGCAGGAGAGAGUGCUGUACUGCUGAUAUAACACGGCUGCGUGUGGGUCGUAGGCCAGAGUCAUCACAGCUCUGAUAUCCUUCUGAUAUCCAGCACAGCAGCACAAUCUCGAGCCAACAGCUAAACAGUAUUUAUUAUUAUCAGGUUAUGAUUUGUUUGUUUAUUUAAUCAGUUAUUUCGCUCUGUCAACACACAUCCUCACAAAACUGAGGGAUCUAACUAACUACUAUUGGAGCUGGUGAUAACCGGUUAUAGUAAUUAACAGGGGUGAAAGUAGUUUUAAGUUUAGUCAAAUGGUGAGAAGAAUAAACUAUGGAGGUGUGGUGGACUUUUUA